This is a messenger RNA of Lecanosticta acicola, 3565 nucleotides long. The record is from the annotation of a GenBank genome assembly. NCBI's taxonomy places the organism in Eukaryota, Fungi, Ascomycota, Dothideomycetes, Mycosphaerellales, Mycosphaerellaceae.
AUGGCAAAUGUCAAUGGCGCUGGUGCCGUUCCGGUUCCAACCAGUAUUGAGGACGUUGAGCAGGUAAGCACGUUUUGCAAUCUGGCCCAUUGCUUGAGCGAAAUAGCAAGAGCAAGAGCCAUGAGAAGCGCAACGGCGAUAUAUCAGACUCACAAUCCAUGAAGAUGGCAUUUCGGGGUUCGUUGACUAAUAUGCCUACAGAUGAUCAAGACUCUCUAUGCUGGGAGCACGCCUUCCGUUGUUGCGGGGCUUGAUCGCCAGCUGAAGGCCCUCCAAACCUCGUCCGAGGGAUGGCAGAUGGCUGAUGCACUUAUGCGAAGCGACAACGACAAAGUCCGAUUCUUUGGCGUCCUGACCUUUCAGGUCAAACUCAACAAUGAUGGGUCAGUACUGUGGCCCUGAGAUGAGUCCGUGGUGGUGAGACCCUCCGCUUAUGAUGUUCUCUUACAGGGCCAAGCUUGACGCUGAGACUGCGCAGACGGUAUUGAUGAGGCUACUAUCAUGGACCGCGCAAUUGAGCCACGCUGGUGAGACUCACAUGGUGCUGAGGAAGCUUAGCAACGCUCUGACGACAUACUUCAUGCGCUCUCCCAUGUCCUGGAGACGGCCCCUCCUGCAUCUGGCGGCUUCACUUCAGCAGGGCAAUGCUGUUCCCGCGGAACACCUACCGAACUCUCCAGAUGCCCUUGAAAGAUUACUGCAGGUGCUGUCAGAACGUCAGCUCCAGUCCCUUAUUGGCCUCUCGUCUGCCUUAGCAACAGAAGCCGAGAAGCUGGAUAACGCCGCUCAAACAACCAGACAGAAGCAAGAUCAGAUGCUCGAGGUACGAUACGAAUGGCCAACAGGAAACCGUUACCAUCGCAAAGGCCACAUCAGAGCCAAUGAACAGCCCUCAAUACUCCAAUUUGUCACAUCAUUUCUGAAGUUAUGCUGACUCUUUCUCUAUGGCAGGUCGUCGAAGAUGCAAGUAAGGUCAUGCAUUUUGCUUCAAGACAGCCCCUUGGCCCGCAGUCGGGUAACUUCAAGGCUGAGGUACGUUUUCAGUGAGCAGAAGCUGUCCCCACGAUAUCGUUCCUGCCUUAGCCAGUUACCCCAUGUCUUGGCGCCUGAGUUACUGAUUGGCCUUUGACAGAAUUUGUCCUGCUUCUUGAACUGGGUCAACUACGCGCAGCCGCUGUGGACUAACUCCCACCCUGAAGCACUGGGUUACCUCCGAAACUUGGUCACUGGCUUAGCCGCGCACCUCAUGGAUCCGAUACUACAGCACGAGGCCAUGGAUGUAUUCCGAGACAUUUUGGAGACAUUCACUUCAUUCUUCCAACUGCCACAUAUGGUUCUGCUCGCAGAGAUCAUAUAUGAGCACGUUCGGCCAGGAAUGUUGCAGGGCCUGCAAGCUCAAGAACCCGAAGUCUUGCCUGCUGCGCAGAUGGUGAUUGCAUAUGGGGUCGCGAACGUCAAGGAGAUCGUUGAAGAGCAAUAUAGAGUGCACGGGUCGAAGGAGGUCAUCCAACUACUCCUCGCCAUCCUCGAGGCCCCGGGCUAUCCUGGCGAUGACGACGAAGUGUCUUUACACAGCAUCGAGUUUUGGAAUACCUACAUCGAGUACAUUAACGAGGCGAGAUACUCAAGCGACGAGGAGGCUCAGCCAGCUUGGCUUGAGCACGCCAAAGCAGUCUGCAUGCGGCUGUCGAUGCUUCUAUGGUCAAAAUCGAGGACUCCGCCACAAGAAGUUGCCCAAGACUGGAGUGAUGCAGAGCACGACGCUUUCAAGGAAUUCCGCAUGGACGCUGCGGAUCUUUUACUCUCGCUGUUUAUCUUACUGGGCAACGAAAUGCUGCAGCAAUACAUCACACUCAUCUUGAACGCGCUGGCAUCGGAGGCAUGGCUAGACGUCGAGGCUGGCUUGUGCUGCAUCAACUCCCUGGCAGACAACGUCUUGGAAGAUCCAGAAUCCGAGAGACUGCUCGUACAAGUCUUCAGUUCGCCUUUGUUCCGCGAGAUUGCCGACUUCGACAAAAACAUACCAUCCCAGGCUCGGAGAACAGCAAUCGACACGCUGGGAAAGUACGGUGGAUACAUUGAACGCCAUGCCGAAUUCUUACCGGACACUUUGCGAUUUCUAUUCGCGUCACUCGAGACCCAAGGCUUCCACCUAAGCGCUUCGAAAUCGAUUGACAGCUUGUGUUCAGCAUGCCGGGGCAGCCUUACGGGCGAACUAGAUGGCUUCAUCACACAAUACAAACAAUUUUCUCAAAGCGAGACGAGCGAGCCAUACACCAACCAGAGAGUCAUUGGUGGCAUUGCCGCGAUUGUACAGGCAGUGGCACCCGAGAGCGCUAAGGCCCAGCCACUUUCUGCUCUUCUCGACAUUGUUGAUACGAUGGUUGAUGUUGCGAAGCAAUAUGUAGCACAAAGCAAUCACGACCUGGCGCAUGACCAUGGUGUUUCGGCCAUUGAUUGCCUUGUUCGCAUGGGAAAGAGCUUGCAGAUCCCUGACGAUGUUCCUGUUGUCGUUCUCGAUGAUGACGAGAAACCAAAGGAUCAGAGUAGCUUCUGGCUAUCUGAGACCGGCCAGGGUAUUCAGCAUCGAAUCCUCGGCAUCUGUAAUACGGUACUGCAGAGUUUCCCGGCAUCAGGCGAGGUUGUGGACAGCGUCUGUGGCGUCUUUAAGAGCGGCUUCGCAGAGACAGAACCUGGACCUUUCGUUUUCCCACCCGACUUCUGCGUAAUCUUUCUGGAACAAUGCACUGUCGCCACUCCCCGAGUCGAGGCCGUCCUCUCGAUGGUCAUGAAACUGUUGGUGCAGCACUCCAGACAAAGCAGUCCACGGAUAGACGCUCUUGCCGGACGAAUUUAUCGAAAGACUGCGACCUUCAUCCAAGCACUUGGGCAGUCGUCUCAGGAUCCUGCAAUUGCACAGUGUUGUAUUGAUGUCUUCUAUAGAAUGAUCCCUCGGUACAGCAACAUCCUUGUGGACGUGGGGUCUUCCGGCGAGCUUGUGCAGCCGAUCUUAGAUUUCACAUUGAGAGCGAUUGAGGGACCGGAUCUUUUCCCUAAGAGAGCCGCUGCUGAAUUCUGGACCGCCAUCAUCAAGCCACAGGAUGUGGCCGCAGAUCCGGCGGUGCGAGAGCGCUCCGAGCAAGUUUUCACUGCUUAUGGCCCGCAGCUCGUUCAGGUACGUAGCCACAAGCGAGACAAAACGAUGUUCCGCAAGGGAACAAGGGAGCAGACUCCGUUCCCACUGGGUAUACUUUCACGUCGAAACAUGUCAGCUGACCUUUCAUCGCAGAUACUCGUCAACCAAUACGCAGGACAAGCCCAGCGCUCCGAGCUCGAUCAACUCUGCGAACCUCUCAAGGUGCUCGUUACUAGGCCUCAAGCCAAGAGCUGGUUGGAAGCCGCGCUCUCCACCGAGGCCGUGCAGAGAAGUAGCGAAAACGUGGACAAACGUCGCUUUCUGCAGACCAUCCUUGGUCUCCGAGGCGACGGCAGAAAGACGAAGGAGGCAGUGAAGCGAUUCUGGGCAGCGUGUCGUGGCACCGUGGCCAGCUACGAUAUAGGAUAG